This is a messenger RNA of Ambispora leptoticha, 285 nucleotides long. Lineage: Eukaryota; Fungi; Glomeromycota; Glomeromycetes; Archaeosporales; Ambisporaceae. The record is from the annotation of a GenBank genome assembly.
AUGCUAAUCAACAAAGAAUUUUGUGCUGAAAUUGAAAAAAGUGUGUUGAGUGGGGCAUUGUCAACAUUGGAGAAAGCUGUAAAGAAGGCUGCGAAUCCAUCGAAUGAUCGACCUCCAGACGUAGUAGUCAAAAUACUAACACACUCAAAAGCGUCACCGAAACCACAGCCACAGGACUCUACGUCUAUUCCUGAAAUAACUCCAGAACCACCAGAAACAACAAAUCAAAUAUUAAUCACUGCGCAACCAGUUCAAAAUGCGUCACCACCACCGUAUUUUCCUUGA